GGGCGGAGUUACAGCGCUCCACAAUCCACCCAACUCAAUUCAUCUUUUUACCAGGCCCCGCCCCCCUUCUCUGCCCCCACGUGUCCCGCGCACGGCUGGGAGAAGCCUCCGCCUGUAACGCACUGGCAGCAAUAGGAGAGGGGCUGUUGCUGAGCGGGCAUGUGGGCGGGGCCUGCGCCGUGAUUGACGCGCCCCUUCCCCCAGACUGAGCUGCGGCUGCAGUGCGGGAUUCGCCACUGUGAGGUCGGGAGUGACCCGAUUACACCCGCGGGGGGCCCCGAAAGACUGGAAACACCCGCGGGGGGGACAAAGUGACACGAGUGUACCCCAGGGGAGCUAUAGUCUGCCCGAUACACCCGCUGGGAGGAGGAACAAAGAAACUCGCCUACACCCGCUGGACACAGCCGGGCGGAGACAUCGGACUGAGCUACACCCGCCUGGGGCAACACAACUCGGAUAUACCCGCUGGAGAGUAAGAGUAAUCCAGAAACACCGGGGCUGGUGGAAGCGGACACGCGAGAGCUGGUGCCCAGUGUGUCGGGUAACCCGGGUGAGCUGCUGCUGGAAUGUUGCUGGGUGUUGUUCCCGCGGGUCCCCCAGAGAUGCUGGUGCUGGCGAUGCUGCUGCUGGCGGGUGUGAGAGGACUGGAAGAAACUCUCUUGGAUACUCGGUGGACAACAUCAGAGCUAGCGUGGGUUACACAUCCUGAAUCUGGGUGGGAAGAAGUUAGUGGAUAUGACGAUGCAUUAAACCCGAUACGGACUUAUCAGGUGUGUAAUGUUCAGAUGAUGAAUCAGAAUAACUGGUUACGGACGCAGUUCAUCCCUCGACAGAACGUACAGCGUGUCUAUGUGGAGUUGAAGUUCACAGUGCGAGACUGCAACAGUCUUCCAAACAUUCCAGGAUCUUGCAAAGAGACCUUUAAUUUAUUUUACUAUGAGUCUGAUACAGAUUCUGCAUCUGCUAACAGUCCCUUUUGGAUGGAGAAUCCAUACAUUAAGGUGGACACUAUUGCACCAGAUGAGACUUUCAAACGCCGUGACUCUGCCCGCGCUAACACCAAAUUACGGAGCUUUGGGCCCCUGUCUCGUGCUGGCUUUUACUUGGCGUUUCAGGACCUGGGUGCCUGUGUUUCUUUAAUUUCAUUGCGUGUUUUCUACAAAAAGUGCCCGCGCACUUUAGCCGGAUUUGCAAGUUUCCCAGAGACACUCACCGGGGCUGAACCCACCUCAUUGGUUAUUGCUCCUGGUGUCUGUGUCCCUAAUGCCUUGGAAGUGUCUGUCCCUCUCAGGCUAUACUGCAAUGGAGAUGGGGACUGGAUGGUACCUGUGGGAUCCUGCACCUGUAAACCUGGUUAUGAAGCAGCUGCAAAGGACACACAGUGCCAAGCCUGUACUAGUAACACAUACAAGCUAAACCAAGGGACAGGGCCCUGCACUCCUUGUCCUGCAAGCAGCAAAGCCAAUUCUUCUGCAGCUACUGUGUGCUCCUGCCAUAAUGGCUUCUACAGAGCUGACAACGAGACUCCUGACACGCCUUGCACAACUGUGCCUUCGGGACCACGACAUGUGAUAUCCAAUGUGAAUGAGACCUCUGUUAUCCUAGAGUGGGGAGAACCUACCUUAUUGGGUGGUCGAAAUGAUACUUCAUACAAUGUGAUCUGUAAAAAGUGCUCGGAACAAACGUGCUCUCGCUGUGAUGAUAACGUUCAGUUUUGGCCACGUCAACUAGGCGUCAAGCAGCGACGUGUCUCAGUCAGUCAUCUCCAGGCCCAUACAAAAUACAGCUUUGAAGUCCAGGCUAUUAAUGGGGUGUCUAGCAAGAGCCAGCACACCCCAAAUUAUUAUUCUGUAAAUAUCACAACCAACCAAGCAGCUCCUUCAUCUGUUCCUAUCGUGCAAUCUCAUGGAAGCUCAGCAAGUUCUCUCCAUUUGUCCUGGGCUCCCCCUGAGCGGCCCAAUGGUAUCAUUUUGGAUUAUGAGAUAAAGUAUUAUGCAAAGGCUCACAACGGCGCAGGAAACACAGUGACCAGUCAGCGCACCAAUGUGCGUAUGGAGGGCUUAUUUCCAGACACUGCUUAUGUGGUUCAAGUUCGUGCUCGUACAGUUGCUGGAUAUGGAGCGUACAGUGAGCCACACGAGUUCCUGACCAUAGCUGAGGAUGGAGAUCGGAGCAGUCUCAAGGAGCAGGUCCCGAUGGUGGUUGGCUCUGUGAUAGCUGGGCUGAUAUUUAUAAUUGCAGUGGUCAUUAUUGUCAUUGUGUGCUUCAGCAGAAAGCAGAGAAAUGAUCCGGAAUCUGAAUACACCGAGAAACUGCAACAAUACAUGGUUCCUGGCAUGAAGCUUUACAUUGAUCCGUUUACUUAUGAGGAUCCUAAUGAAGCUGUGCGAGACUUUGCUAAAGAAAUUGACAUUUCGUGUGUGAAGAUUGAAGAAGUGAUUGGCGCAGGUGAGUUUGGGGAGGUUUGUCGUGGAAGAUUGAAGCAGGCUGGACGCCGGGAACAGCUGGUGGCAAUCAAGACGCUGAAAGCAGGAUAUACAGAACAGCAAAGACGUGACUUUCUGGGUGAAGCAAGCAUUAUGGGACAGUUCGAUCAUCCAAACAUCAUACGAUUAGAAGGCGUUGUGACCAGGAGUCGCCCAGUGAUGAUCCUAACAGAGUUUAUGGAGAAUGGAGCACUUGAUUCUUUCCUAAGGAUGAAUGAUGGACAGUUCACAGUGAUCCAGCUAGUAGGAAUACUACGUGGCAUUGCAUCAGGAAUGAAGUAUUUGGCAGAGAUGAACUAUGUUCAUCGAGAUCUUGCUGCCCGUAACAUUCUGGUGAACAGCAACCUUGUCUGUAAGGUGUCUGACUUUGGCCUGUCCAGGUUCCUGGAGAACAGCCGAUCUGAUCCCACUUAUACCAGCUCCUUGGGAGGGAAAAUUCCAAUUCGCUGGACUGCUCCAGAAGCAAUUUCUUAUCGAAAGUUCACAUCUGCAAGUGAUGUUUGGAGUUAUGGCAUUGUCAUGUGGGAAGUUAUGUCGUAUGGUGAGCGACCAUACUGGGACAUGUCUAAUCAAGAUGUUAUUAAUGCUGUGGAGCAGGACUAUCGUCUUCCACCUCCUAUGGACUGCCCGUCUGCUCUCCACCAGCUAAUGCUUGACUGCUGGCUCCGUGAUCGUAAUUUAAGGCCUAAAUUUUCACAGAUUGUCAGUUCUUUGGACAAGUUAAUACGAAAUGCAGCAAGUCUGAAAGUUACCAGUCCAGCACAGGCAGGUGUUUCCCAACAGCUUCUAGACCGUACCGUCCCAGAUUACACAACGUUUCCUACUGUUGGUGACUGGUUGGAAGCCAUCAAGAUGGGCCAGUAUCAGGAGAAAUUUCUGAGUGCUGGAUUUACCUCUUUCCAUUUGGUGGCACAAAUGACUGCUGAGGAUUUGCUCCGUAUCGGGGUGACACUAGCAGGUCAUCAAAAGAAGCUUCUCCAUAGUGUCCAAGACAUGAGGCUGCAAAUGAGCCAAACUCUUCCAGUUCAGGUGUGAGAUCUCUACACCAUGGGACAAAGCUCUUCAUAUUGAAGAAAUAAUAUGGACUUCAAAGGGCUCUACGGGAGCUCAAGGGAGCACAAGACAACCUGGAUAGUGAGGUUUUGAGUGGAGUCACAGUCCCUUUGCACAAAAGAACUCUCAUCCCUCUGCUUGCCGAUUACUUGCACUUCAGUGUGAUCUGCUGCUGUAGGCAGGAUAGAUUGUAUAUUACAGCCCUACUUCUGUUUUUUUUUUUUAUAGGGCCAUCGGUAUCAGUUGGUUUGUGUGAAUGAUAAUGUGUGCAAGAGAUUGGUAAGCAUGAAUGUGAAGCGUGUGGAGUACGUGUGUAAAUAUGAGCAGUGUAAGUGUAAGUAGAGGGUCCCACGAGAGUACAAGAAAGGCAAAAUCUUUAAAGUGUCUUCCACCUACGUCAAAACCUCUAUGACAAUAAUAAGGGUGCAGGGUUGCAGAGCUAGCUAUUUUGUUUUUAUUCUGUAUGUACCUACAGCAGGCGUCUAUAAUUCCCAGUUCUUCCCUCUUCUUUUAUUUAUUUUUUAAAUGUUUUGUACCUGCAUGCAGAAUAUAGAGUUGCCCGCGUCCUACAUUCGUAAGAUUGUACAGAGACCUUUCUGUGCGAGUUCCUGUGAUUUAGACCUCUUGGCCCAUCGUUUUUAAUCUGGUGUUAAUUAAUACAAUACACUCCUUGGCACCAAGUUUACUCUUAUAGGGGCCAUUUUGUCUUCAGAAACUCCUGUGCCUCAUAGAUAAGGAAUUAGCGCUGUACAACUCCGUCACUCCCCCCACCCCCCUCCUAUUUGUUCUCUCUGCCGCCUCCCCCUUUCCCUCAUAUUUUUCCUCCGCUGUUGACAUCUCCCAUCUGGAAACUUGUCACUUCCUUAUAUCUCUACACACACAGGCUACACACAUACGCUUGUUUGUGUUGUGGGGGUUUUUUAAAGUUUUUUUUUUUUUUUUUUUAAACACCUGCCUUUAUUCCCUAUCUACCGUUUUUAUUUGUGCCCACCCUCCUGCAGCCAUGUUACGCUCUUUAUUUUGCAAGUGUACUCACACUUCCAGUGAUAUGAGGAUGUAUUCAAAAUGGAAAAUGUCAUAACUGCAUUUUAUAAUUUUCUUUUCUUUUUUUUAAGAAAUACUUUUUCAAUUAAAUU
Pseudophryne corroboree (corroboree frog) is the source of this 4675-nucleotide messenger RNA. RefSeq names its product EPH receptor B3 (gene EPHB3). Gene Ontology annotation, molecular function: transmembrane-ephrin receptor activity; protein binding; ATP binding. Gene Ontology annotation, biological process: ephrin receptor signaling pathway; axon guidance; protein phosphorylation. NCBI's taxonomy places the organism in Eukaryota, Metazoa, Chordata, Amphibia, Anura, Myobatrachidae. The record is from RefSeq and is a predicted model, not a curated record. Gene Ontology annotation, cellular component: dendrite; plasma membrane. The coding region runs from base 567 to 3521 and encodes 984 amino acids. The transcript is spliced from 16 exons.